AUGGCGAGCGAGACGCAGCUCUUACGUGGAAUCGCCGCCAACGAGAAGUACAGCGGUGCACCUGAAGUCGGUCUUGGCUUCUACGGCGGGCGUCGUCAAGUGACGAGAUACGUGAAGGACCGGACACUGGCUAACCGUUUCUCGAUCGUCGUCGCAAAAGCAGGCGUGCAAAUGAAGCACUCCGAUAUGGACCCGAGCCCGAUGCCCGUGGUCGUUGCGGUGCCAUCAACCUCGACUAUUCUGAAGGGUAAGAAGAAGAUGAAGGAGCAAGACGUUGUGGCUUACCUCAAGGCCAUCAAUCCAGAGCACUAG
Messenger RNA from Saprolegnia parasitica CBS 223.65, 312 nucleotides. RefSeq lists its product as hypothetical. Bases 1 to 312 code for a protein of 103 amino acids. The record is from RefSeq and is a predicted model, not a curated record. The transcript has 2 exons. Lineage: Eukaryota; Oomycota; Saprolegniomycetes; Saprolegniales; Saprolegniaceae.